AUGUCUAGUUCUGAAGAGUUCACCUUUCCCAAGGAAAAGGGAGAAGUCGUUACUUACGACAGUCCUUCCGGACCUCGCGAAAUCUAUGUCAAGUCUAUCAAAGAAACCUUUAAAUUUGAAAAUGUAAAAGAAGAAGAGAAAAUGGAAGGAGGUGAUUAUUAUAUUGGUAAAGCUGAAGACGAAAAGGACGAAGUGAUUCUUCGUCCUAAUCCUCGUCGCUUUGUUUUAUUUCCUAUUCAAUAUCAUGAGAUUUGGCAAUUCUAUAAAAAAGCUGAAGCUUCUUUCUGGACUGCUGAAGAAAUCGAUCUUUCGAAGGAUUUGAUUGAUUGGGAUAGCAAGUUGAAUGGUGACGAACGUUACUUUAUAUCUACAGUUCUCGCUUACUUUGCUGCCUCUGAUGGUAUUGUAAACGAAAAUCUUUUAGAACGAUUUAGUUCUGAAGUUCAGAUUCCCGAAGCUCGUUGUGUGUACGGCUUCCAGAUCAUGAUAGAGAACAUCCACUCUGAAACUUAUUCCUUACUUUUGGAUACCUAUAUCCGUGAUCCCAAAGAAAAAGAACGUCAUUUCGAUGCCAUCCUCACCAUGGGAUCCAUCACUGCAAAGGCCAAAUGGGCUAUUCGUUGGAUUAAUGAUCCUGACUCCACUUAUGCCAUUCGUCUCGUUGCUUUUGCCGCUGUUGAAGGUAUUUUCUUUUCUGGAUCUUUUGCUUCGAUUUUCUGGUUGAAGAAACGUGGUCUCAUGCCUGGUUUGACCUUUUCCAACGAGUUAAUUUGCCGUGAUGAAGGUUUGCAUACUGACUUUGCUUGUCUAAUGUUCAGUCACUUGAAACAUCGCCCUGGACGAAAGAUUGUAGAAGCAAUCAUUAUUGAGGCCGUUGAUAUUGAAAAAGAAUAUUUCACAGAUGCUCUUCCUGCCAGUUUACUUGGUAUGAAUAAGGAUUUGAUGUGCCAAUACAUUGAGUUUGUUGCUGAUCGUCUUUUGGUCUCUCUUGGUAAUGACAAGUAUUACAACGUCACAAAUCCCUUUGACUUUAUGGAGAACAUCUCUUUGGCUGGUAAAACCAACUUCUUCGAAAAGAAAGUUUCCGACUAUCAAAUCGCCGGUGUCAUGUCUAGUGCCAAAGCUGAGGAUAAAGACGAUCACGCCUUCCGUCUUGAUGAAGAUUUUUAG
Molecule: messenger RNA, 1170 nt
Organism: Schizosaccharomyces osmophilus
Lineage: Eukaryota; Fungi; Ascomycota; Schizosaccharomycetes; Schizosaccharomycetales; Schizosaccharomycetaceae
Gene: suc22
Product: ribonucleotide reductase small subunit Suc22
Exons: 1
Coding region: 1-1170 (389 amino acids)
Biological process (GO): deoxyribonucleotide biosynthetic process
Molecular function (GO): oxidoreductase activity
Source: RefSeq, a predicted model, not a curated record